AUGCAGUUGCCGCCACCUUCUGGCUGCUGGUUGCCUGCCGGUGACUGCCCGCCAGCUAAAACGUCGCGUCUGUCGAGCGGUGUCCCGCCGAUCCAGCUGUUCCCUGGACACACACUUCUCUCCUCUUCUCCCCAAACUUGUCGCCCGACUUUGGAACACCAGCUGACGACAGCUGCACAACACCAACUCACCCUACCAAGCGCCCUUAGCAGCCCAUACAGCGACGAGCAGCUCGCGACACCUGGUAACCGCCUGUCAUUGCUGCCAACUGGUACCAGCAACCCGGACCCCAAGCGGAGUAUGAAACCAUCGCCAAUUCGCCCUGUCGCUGGCCCCGGAUCCGGUGUCCAGCGCGGUGCUGUCGGUGCUGUCGGUCAGGUUCCCGGUCAGGUCGGCCAGGUUCAGGUCGGCUCCGUUGGACUCCAGGUCGGCCCUCAACCCGGCCAAGGCCAAGUCCCAGCCUCGCGACUCACGCCGGGCCCCGGCCCAACCAAAGUGUCCAAGCCGACCACCCCGGCACGUCAACGCGCUGUCGCCAGUCCUCACUCGCUGGUCCGGAACAGCCAACUUGUCCAGCAACUGGCUGUUCACGAAGCUCAGCAAGCUCAGCUCCAGCAGCAGUUCCAACAACAACAGCAACAGCUGCAACAACACCAACAGCAGCAGCAGCAACAACAACAUCAGCAACAGCAUCAACAACAACAACAACAACAACAACAGCAAAACGUGGCUACCAACCUGAGUCCCGACCAGGACCCCAACAACGUUGGCCAUAUCCAUCCUCAACUUCAGGCCCAGCUUCAACUCCAGCAUCAGCAGGCUCAGGAGCACGACCUCCACAGCCAUCACCUGCAACAGCAUCAGCAAGACCAAACCCAGGAUCAUCUUCAGCAUCAGCAGGAGCAGCACCAACAGGAGCCUGAUAUUGACCAGGAUUCCCUCAAGCAAGACCCGUCUGCCUUCGACGACCCUACGGCCAGGAUGGGCACUGAGGAGUAUGCUGCCGCAGCUGCUGCCGCCGUCAUGGAGACUGGGCUUGGUCAGCCCGGUUCCCUGGAUGAUGGCACUGGCGAGCCGGAUGUUGACGCCGAGAUGGAGGACCAAGAUGCCAAUGCCACUGCAAACUCGGGACUCGGCGGCCAUGUUGAUCUUAGUGGUGCCAACAUGCUAGGUAACCCAGGCGGCCCUGGUGGUGUGCCUCAACCCUCUCCUCAGGACCACUCUCAACAUCAACAACACCAACAUCAGCAGCAGCAACAUCAGCACCAUCAGCAACAGCAGCAACAUCAGCAGCAGCAACAGCAUCAACAGCAACAAGCUGAUAUGCUUCAGGGUCUUGGCCAACCCCAGGCCCAUCCUCACCAACAUCAGCACCAACCCCCUGUUGCACCCAUGGGCCAACCCCAGCAGAUGCAGCCGUCCCCCCAUCAGCACUCGAUGGACCCUCAGCUGUCCAAGAGCACGGAGGAUAUGGCUCAUGAAUCCGGCUAUGGUUCGCUCAAUGUCGAGAGUGCCCUUGCCAAGAGGCUGGCUCGUGAGCCAGGUCAUCGUCUUGCCCAACAGAGGCGCCCUGAGCAGGUGCUCAACCUGGCACGUAGAAGCAAUGUUGAAGCUUUGUUCGCUCACAUUGCUGGUGAGCCGGCUCGCGUCCCUUGUAAGAAUUGCCACAAGGGCCACGGCCCAUGGACCAGCUGCGUAGUGGUGGAUGGCCAGAUGUGCGGCAGUUGUGCCAAUUGCUGGUUCAAUGCCAGUGGUGCCAGGUGCAGUUUCCACGAAACGCGCAAUCCCCAAAAUGCUCAGCAGCAGCAGCAGCAUAAUGCUGCGAUUCUGCCAAACGGGGCAAAUGGUGUUAUCAACAUACCAGCCGACCCCAAUGCUUUCCGUUUUGGUACUCCUCAUCCCCUCGGUAGUCAUGCUGCCCUUGCUGCCCCAGCUCCCGUGAGCGCUAUCGCUCCAGCAGCUCCCGCGAUGAGCAAUCCAAUGCUUCAGCACCUGUUGAAUCGGGCCCUGACCGAGGUGCGGGGCGCGGACAAGGCUACGCGGCAGCUUAUUGCCAUAGAAUGCACUGCCAAGAAACUGGCCUUGCAAGUGGUCGAGUAUGAGGAGCUUAUCAGCUCCCAAGAUCAGUCGGGUAGUGCCGGAGGACCUGGCCAGCAAGGCUUGGGUGAAGAUGCGGGUGCAUAG
Molecule: messenger RNA, 2184 nt
Organism: Sordaria macrospora k-hell
Lineage: Eukaryota; Fungi; Ascomycota; Sordariomycetes; Sordariales; Sordariaceae
Source: RefSeq, a predicted model, not a curated record